AAAGUUCAGGAAAAGUUCGCCACAUUAAUUUGCCCGUGAAUUUUUUGGCAAAUCUUCUGGUGAAUGCAUGGAUUGGUGGUGUAUGACUACGAUGAGUCAAUAAUAAGUCACUGCUAGAGUCAUACCAAUCGUUCCAGCCAUACUGCUGCUCGAAACGGUUGGCACUGCCCUCCAAAAAUGCCACAGAUUGACGGAACAACGACAGCGAUAUUACUGGAAGAACGUCCAUCAAAACGAGUAAGGCCAUCCCCUGUAAAUGAUGUUCAUACUGGUGAUGGCCUUGAGUCGGGAGUGAAGCCUCAUCCUCUAAGAAUUCGCCCAUCUGGGAAUGCUUACACAUCGAGAACCAACUUGAAAGCAGGUGCAGGGGCAUUCCAGCGACUAGAAGACGAAUUGCUAAUGAGUCUGCUCGAAAUCUUGAGCCCUGGAGAUCUAGCAGGGCUGGGAAGGACUUGCAAAUUCUUAUAUGCGUUCACGAGGCAUGAUGAGCUUUGGCGAGACUUGUUUAUUAGACAAGGUCACUCAAACUUCAAAUGGCACGGUUCAUGGAGAAACACAUUGCUUGGGCUCCCACAAGCCAAAGCCAGUGCCAUCGACUGCAGCAACGUGUUUGCUGAUGCUUUAUACCGCCCUUAUCAGUGUGCUUGCAUUAAUGUUCCUGAAUUUGUGUCCAACAUUCCAUCAGGAAAUGAGGUCCCUCGUCUCUCAGACCUGUCAUUUGAGGAGUACUCUGGGGAGUGGCAGCAUAAACCAUUCAUUUUAACCGAGCCAGUGAAACAAUGGCCCAUCUAUCAAGAAUGGUCGGUGGAGACACUCCUUGAAAAGCACAGAGACAUCAUAUUUCGAGCCGAAGCUGUGGACUGGCCACUGGAAAAGUACGUCGACUACAUGAAGGACAAUAACGAUGAGAGCCCCUUGUACCUCUUCGACCAUGAUUUUGCCGAGAAGAUGAAUCUUUCAAUCGACAGCAACAAGACCCAAGCCUUGGAUUACUCCCCUCCGUCCUGUUUCGGCCCAGAUCUCUUUACUCUCCUCGGUUCGGACCGACCACAUCACCGAUGGCUCAUCAUAGGUCCAGCACGGAGCGGCAGCACUUUCCAUAAGGACCCUAACAAUACCUCUGCCUGGAACGCUGUGAUAACCGGCUCCAAAUAUUGGCUUAUGUUUCCAUCCUCAUCAAAUACUCCACCUCCCGGUGUGUUUGUAACCUCCGACGGCGCCGAAGUGACCGCGCCCCUGAGCAUCGCCGAGUAUCUCCUCACCUUCCACGAGAUCGCCCGACGAACGCCCGGCUGUCGAGAAGGGAUUUGUCAUGCUGGAGAGGUUCUGCAUGUCCCGGCAGGCUGGUUCCACAUGGUCGUUAACCUGGAGGAUGGCAUCGCGGUGACACAGAAUUUCGUGCCCGAGAGCAAGUUGCCUGAUGUGCUGGCGUUCAUGAGGGACUCGCCGGAACAGGUGAGCGGGUUUUCGGAGACGGUGAGCGAUCCAUACGAGACGUUCGUGGCGCGCCUGCGGGAAAGUUGCCCGGCAGUUCUAGAGGAUGCGUUAGCCGUCCUGGAGAAGAGGAAGGGUGGGCAAGGAAGAUGGGAGCGGUUGGUAAAAGCGACAGAGGUCGAUGGUGGUAGCUUCUCGUUUGGAUUUGGGGAUGACGAUGUCCCUUGAGAAGCAUCUUGACCGGUUAGCUGCCCCGUCUAUAGAUAGCUCCAGUCGCGAGACUAUGCAUAAUCGAAUGCUGCUUUGCCGCUUAGG
Molecule: messenger RNA, 1749 nt
Organism: Eremomyces bilateralis CBS 781.70
Lineage: Eukaryota; Fungi; Ascomycota; Dothideomycetes; Eremomycetales; Eremomycetaceae
Product: Clavaminate synthase-like protein
Exons: 2
Coding region: 178-1662 (494 amino acids)
Cellular component (GO): nucleus
Molecular function (GO): cis-regulatory region sequence-specific DNA binding; protein binding
Source: RefSeq, a predicted model, not a curated record